Linum tenue is the source of this 3213-nucleotide messenger RNA. The record is from the annotation of a GenBank genome assembly. Lineage: Eukaryota; Viridiplantae; Streptophyta; Magnoliopsida; Malpighiales; Linaceae.
GGGGAGGAAGUGGAUGAUUGAUGGCGGGAGCAGGAUUGGGUUUCAGUUCGUCUUUCUCAGCUCAAAGCAGGGCGACGGCCGGAAUUAUGGUUAGGAUUCCGGUUCCGUUAUUGAAGCGACGGAAGUUGAAGUUCGCGGGAUUGAAUGAGGUUUUCCGCAUUCGAGUGGCGGGUUGCGGCGUAUCUUCGACUCGAUUGUAUAACUGCGGGAGUUGUGCGGCUGAGGAACGAGUCCCGGUGGACAUGGAAAGGUACAAGGAGGCUUUUGGGAGGAGAAUGGCCGUGGCUGGACUCAAACCUCACCAUUCUAUUGCUGUAGGAGUCUCAGGCGGCCCUGACAGUAUGGCGUUGUGUUUACUAACGGCUGCUUGGAAAACUGAUGGUCCUUAUGCUGCUAGCCAGAGUGAUGGUUAUGUUGAUGGACUUUUGGCCAUUAUCGUUGAUCAUAGGUUACGCGCAGAGAGCAAAGAAGAGGCACACAUUGUUUCUCGCCGUGUUUCUAAAAUGGGGAUCAGAUGUGAGAUUGCAGAGUGUAAUUGGUCGGAUGGAAGGCCGAAACAGGGUCAUUUGCAAGAAGCAGCGCGAGAUAUGAGGUAUCAAAAUUUUCAGAAAGUUUGCAUUCAGCAUCAAAUUGAUGUGCUACUUAUUGCUCAUCAUGCAGACGACCAGGCUGAGCUACUGAUUCUUCGACUUUCCCGCGGUAGUGGUGUGCUUGGACUUGCGGGCAUGGCAUUUGCUUCUCAGUUAUUCUCUACAAGCACGGUUUUGCAUAAUGAUGGUUCGAACAAUAAAGGCCUACUUCUAGUGCGUCCACUGUUGCACUUUUCUAAAGAAGAUAUGUACAAGAUAUGCCAAGCAAGUAAUCAAGACUGGGUGGAGGACCCAACAAAUCGAAAUCCAGCUUAUGCUCGGAACAGGAUCAGAAUGUCACUGGGAAAUUUGUCAUCAUAUACUUUCCAGUCUGAAAUACAAGAGCUAAUAUCUUCAUGUCGAAAAACACGUGCAUAUGUUGACCACAUUUCAAAUGAAUUGAUUGAUCAGGCUGUGACCAUCAUGGAUCAAGGUUAUGCUGUUAUUGAUUUGAUGGUUCUUAGUCCAUCCAAAGUUCCAGAUAUGUGCCUUUCAAAGUUUAUUGCGUUGGUCUUGCAGUUUGUCUCUCAAAAGCACAGAACUGUUAGAGGCGCCACUAGUAAACGGUUAUUGGAUUACGUUCGCACUUUCCCAUGUAAGGCAAGUUUGAGUACCUUGCAGACGUCUUUUACUGUAGCUGGAUGUUAUCUCUGCCCUUCUCCUGGUUCUAGGGGGACGAAACUCUUAGUUUGCUGCUCUGUCAAUUGCCCUCUGCCUUCAACAAUUGAAGUGAAUAACUCAGACUUUGAUAGAGAACAGAAGCAGUAUCCUAGCAUGUUGGAUGAAAUUAUAGCCGAAGGGAAGUCUUAUGUGGAUCAGUUUGUACCAGAUGUAUUAGAUGUGAAGUUCUUGAACAUGACAUGCCAAUCAGUGUUAGCAGAAGCGAAAAGAAUCGGUAUCAUCAGCGAGUCAACUCAUAACAACAUAACCUUACUGGAGAGGAAUGAAACAAAGUAUUUCAAGCCUGAGAAUAAGGUACACUUGGAGCAAGAGAUCAUAGAAAAUCCCAGCACCUCAGCAUCUGAAAGUGAGCUACUCCACCCAGGCAAAGCAUGUUACUUCAUGGACAGAUUCAUGGUUACUUGGAAUGAAAGACCGCUCAGAUACUGCUCAUCUUUGGUAAUUGAUCAUCGAAAAGCUGCUGAAGUACGCCAUAUGGCCGAGUCUGAUUGGCUCUAUCUGGCCAAAUUGGCCAGGUGUAAAAAUUUGCAUGAUUUGGUGCCACAAAUAACUGAUGCAGACAGUGAAGUAGAGCAGAUAGCAGGAAAGAGAAAACAGAGUUUAGAAUACAUGCAGUUAUCGGCUAUAAAAUCUCUUCAAUCUUUGAAGUCCAUCCCAGUUGCUGCCAGAAGAAGCCUGCCUGUAUUAGUAAAUCAUGAAGGAAUCCUGCUGACUAUACCUAGCAUUGGAUUCCAGUGCUGCCCUUGUCUGAUUGUGUCCUGCACAUUCAGGCCAAGAUUGCCACUAGGGGGAGGUCACUCUUCGUUUCUGUAGUUUAUGUGCCUUAGCUAAGAGCUUAUGUAUAAUAGAGGCCUUCAAUUUUGGUGUUUGUUGUUACUCAUUUGUACAUCUUUAGACUAGAAAGAAUAAAUAGAAAGGUGGAAGCACAAUUCCAACCAUGAACAAACUGUAUUCCACAUUAUGCAGUAAGAAACAACAUAGUUUAAUCUGUCAACUCACAGGAUUCAUUCAGAUUCUUGCAUUAAAGCUCGGGAAUGAAUUAUUACGGUUGAUACAAAAUUCAUACAGCAGCAGCAGCUAAUUCAAUUCCCAAAUCCAAUCUUAAAAAAAAAACCUAUCCUGCCAACUCUUCUCAUGUUACAGUGAAGAGAGAGAUUCAAAGAGGAACAUAGUAAAAAAUGACAAUAAGGGAGGAGAACAUAGUCAUCAUUAUCAUAAUCCACCUUGCCCUCCUCUCUCUUUCAAAAUCUGGAACGAUUUGAACCAUUGUUUCCAUGGAGCAUCUUUUUGUUGGUCGACCCAUGACAAGAAAGCACUGUCUAUCAAGCAAAAGAAAUUGACAUAGAGAAGUUGGUACUGUACUGGUACAUAUCUGAAGUUAGCCACCUGAACCAGUGGCCAAAUACCGCCUUCCAAGACUAACGACGGAAGGAAGUCCCUCUUCACGUCUUCUUUCACUUGAGCAGCACUCUUCCCUGUAGAAAAUCCAAUGUAGGUGAAGAACACUAGCAGAUCCAAGGGCCCAAAGAUUAUUCCAUCAGCUGCCACUUUAGCAGCAACAAACCGAGCUGAUUUUGGUGCUAGUUUAAGUCUCAACCUGAUAAACUUGUCCAAGUACUCGUACCUAAAAGUGGCCAACUGGACCAACAAAUCCGAGGCCAAAUGCACUGGUAGUAGCUACACGCUUCCAAUUUAUUCUGAAUUCAGCCUCUUUAUCGGUACACUGAAGACGUUUAAUAGCAGUGGAGUGAGUGACGUAUUGAGCACCGAUAUCGCCGGCGCCCCAAAGGAAACCGGAGCUGAUGACCUGGGUCUUCAACGGAUGAGAGGUUAGGCAGUUGCGAUACCAGCCCCAUAGCUUCAACAACAUUUCUUUCGUAUAGGUGAAGAAAGGGAACGGAGA